Messenger RNA from Sipha flava (yellow sugarcane aphid), 633 nucleotides. RefSeq lists its product as uncharacterized. Lineage: Eukaryota; Metazoa; Arthropoda; Insecta; Hemiptera; Aphididae. Bases 1 to 633 code for a protein of 210 amino acids. The transcript has a single exon. The record is from RefSeq and is a predicted model, not a curated record.
AUGGUAUUGUUUUUUAAAUUAUGCAUGCCAUCUAAUUAUACAAUAAGUACGAAGUUUUAUGCUAGAAAAGAAGCUGUUCCAGAAACAAAUGUGUCAACAAAGAUUGUAAUAUACUUAAUUGACCCUUAUUUGGAUUUUGGUAAGACACUGAUAAUUUAUAAUUGGUAUACAAGUGUUGAAUUGGCAGAACUACUGGAAAAUAGAAAAACUUAUUAUAUUGGAACAUUAAGAUCAAAUCGUAAAUCAAACCCAAAGGAAGUGAUAAAUUAUAAAUUACAAAAAGGUAAAUGUUUUUCACUAAGCAGCGACUCAAACGUAAUGGUUAUGAAGUGGAAGGAUAAACGAGAUAUAUACAUGUGCAGUACAAAAAUAACCAAUCGAAUGGUAGACAUAGUAAAAAGGAAUACCAUUUCUCAAAAACCAGAAACAAUAAUGAUGUACAAUAAAGGAAAAGGCUGCAUAGACUUGUCUAACCAAAAGGCAUCUUAUUCAAAUCCUUUGUGUAGGUCGAUGAAAUGGUACAGGAAAGUUUUAAUGGAUAUACUACUUGAUACUGGUGUGGUAAAUGCUGCAUGUUUGUUCAAUCUAACCACUAAAGCUAUACUACCACUACAUAUUUUCGGCCUUCAUUAG